GCAUCGCGUAUCAACACGGAAUCAAUUCGCACAUCCGUUGCUAGUUCCAAAGUGAAUACCAGAGAAAUGUGAAUCGGCAUGAGGACCGCCAUGGGGUAGGGUUCUAAGUUAAAUACGUGAUGUCGAAUGUGUCAGUGGUAGAAUGCGGACCUACAGUGACACCGAGGGAAGGGUCAUACCCUCAGCUCCGAAACAAGAGCAGGAUAGCAAAGGGAUGUCACUUGUCGUCAGUCACACGUCUACCGGCCAACAACUCGAACCACUCAUUCGACCCUAAAGAGUGUUCGAUUAGAGGAUCGUCCCUUUUGUGUGUGGAGCCCUACAGGGAGUACAAAGCGCCUCAGAACUCGCCAAGGAACGUACCAUGCUCCCCAAGGAGUCCCCCAAAGGUGGAAGAUAGCGGCCCCGCGACACCAGAGACCCCUCCAGGUGACGAUCGGCCCCUCAGUGUCGUUGGAGAGAGGUUCAGUUCUCUCUCCGGAAUGACAUCACGUGCUAUAUCCAGGGUUUCGUCAUAUGUCCCUCCAAGUCGCACAGAAACCACAGCCUCAUUUUACAAGACACCCAAUGACGUAUCCGAUAUUUUGUUGGCAUACGAAGAUAGUGGAGAGGGGGAACCAAGCGGGCCUCCUCCAACCCCGUCCGAGUGUUCCAUCAGCAGUUUUAAGGUGGAUGGGUUAAGGAUAGGAUCGGUGUGUGGGACACGAUGUACCCAGAGCAAUAGAGAUUUCAACCCCGGGUACGUUAAACGAGCCACAUAUUGCUGCGAUAAAUGCGCUGAAAGAAUGACGUGCCACGAGUCCAUGGUGCUGGAUGCAAGCUCGCCCUUCUACGCCUACCAGAAAUGUAUGUCGACGGAUGCUUUGGGGAGAUGUACGUCACACUAUACCCCUGUCUCCGAUAAUAUCCACACAUUUCUGGAGUCAUCACAGUCCUGUUCCAUGGAUGAUGAACAGAGGCGCCAGGUUUCCAGGUUAUGGGGCAGUGAACGCCAUGUGAAUUCAGUGAAGCCGUCGUCUGCCCCCAUGACGGAGGAAAAUACCGACAUAAAUAACACCGGAUACUCUUCCUCGUGUGAAGCAUGUGUCAUAGAGAGACAGCAAGAUGACUCGUCUGAUUCUGAAGGUGUGUUGGGUGAUGAACCGGAACUGGAAGUUACCGUCAGUGACCUGGACAAUAAAGAACCUCUGAUAAAGACCAAGUGUCCGAAGGAAAUCAACCAAAUUCCCGGACAACCGGCCCCUGAAACAAAUGUGGAUAAAGAGACAAAAGAGCAGACUGAGGAUACAUCCGGUGUGAGUAAGACACCAGUUAUCGACCAUGUACAAUUGCCAGAGAUAGGGGAGGGUGAAAAGGAGAAGAAAACGUCAUUCUGGUCACCUGAUUGGAGACCUCUGAGUCCAGCGAAACAGUCCCAGGACGAAGGACAUAUGGCGUCCCCAUGCGCAAGCAAGUCCUGCCACAAAGAUAGUGGUCGAGAACAAGAUGCGAUCACACUUCCGUCAAUCUGUGUCAAAACCAACCCUAAAAGUGGCGUGUCUCGAACCACGGAGAAAGAAAGCUCUAAACUAACCCUCAAUGAGAUCGACCGGAACUCCAACACCUGUGACGGUACAACCCCUAAACUACAGGAAAAUCUCGGUCCACCAGUCUUCGACAAUGCAAAGGUCCAACAGGUGUUACAAGAGUGUGCAGAUAUUAUCGAUGUACCUAAGCGACAAUUCUUACCGGAACUAGCGACAGUGCCAGACAACAGUGAGCUUUGUUACACAGCAAUUGUUGAUAAACGCUACAACAGAUGGAAACGAAGGAGGCGCAAACGAAAUAAAGGUGAAGAGUCUGGAUAUAAAACGGUCUCGCCAUGUGAAAGUUCAUCAGACGAAAAUAGGGAAAAUAUUUUAAAUGAAUCUCCCAUAAUAAAUGUAAAGCUGCGAAGGCGAAGGAGACUCCCCGAAGAGGACGACUUCGGGUACCAUGGAUCAAACAGCCACCCGCAUGAGCUUCACUAUGACGGCAGCUGUGAGUUAAUGUCCUCUGACAAAGACUUCAACUCAUAUAGCUUACAGGAAGAUAAUACUACGAGCGGUAACCAUUCCAACAGUACUAUUGAGGAACACAAGGAAAGGAGACGAACAGCUAUAGAACAAAGAGCUAAAGAUACAUUGCAACAAGAGGUCUUCCAUGGUGGUUCCUACAGUGGACGGAAAGAAGAGCAAACUUCUGAUCUGGGCAAUGCUCUGCUUCAGGCUACACAAGUUACCAUAUCACGAAAGCCAAAUAUUACCCCGUCCGUAACAUCCAAGAUCGAGGAAGAGGAAAAUCUAACCAAAACAACACCCAAGCUUCCAUGUUUUAAGGCAAAGAAACAAUCAUACGCAAGAAAGGCUUUCCCAUUCCAAGAGGACCAAAACAGGUAUUUUAAGCCAAUAGACAGAAGCCUGGUUUACCAUGCAGCUAGUGACAGUGGAGCCGUAGUUAAAUUAAGUAAUUCUAAUCCAUCUGGCGACUCCUCUGGUCAAUCAUCAUCCGGUCUGGUCAGAAUUAGGAUGGACAAAGCAUCGAAAGAGAGAUUGCUUCUGUCCAGAAUGGCCAGACACAAAGUUGAACCUAGAAACCUACUUCCACGGAAGCGGCCAGUCUCGGAGGUAAAGCUGCCUUCCACCUCAGCAACCAACAGUACUAUAUCCCACCUGUCCCUAAACCAUCUUCUUCAAACCAUUCCUAACCACAGCACUAGCAAGAACAAACUUGUGGAAAGCAAUGACGCACCCAAGAGACAGGACAGCAACACCCAAAAUAAGGAACCAGGCGUCCUUGCCCCAGAAGUGGUGGGUCUACAGAAGAAACACGAAGGGUCCCCUACAGAAACGCCGAAGAAAGAGCAGAAGCGUUCCACUAAAAGGAAGUGCACGAUUCCUAAGAAGCCAUUACUUGAUAUGAUGAACAAAGCUUUCUUUAGAGAAAUUGAACUCAAAGUGAAGAACCGUGACAGUAAUAGGCUCAGAAAUGUGUCUUCACUAUCCUUUACACCGUCGUUUUCCUACUCCUUGUUCGAACUUCCGGAGAUAUACAGGAAAUAUAACAAGGAUAUUGAGAACCGGGUGUCUAUGGCUUGGCCGGUGUCACAGAAACUAAAACAACAUUAGAGGCACGUGUAUUAUGGCUGGUAACAAAAAGGUUACAUAAAGAAAAUGUAAUUAUUGUUCACAGUGUCAUGUUAUAUCGAGAUUAUCGCAAUGUUUGAAUCACAAUCGCUGGCAGAACCAGCAUUCGAAAAAUGAAAGAAACUCUACGACAUAUUCAUACCAAAUGUAGACAGUGUGUUAUAUACAGUAUCUUACGAUUCUCCAGUGCCACACUUUGUCGAGGUUGUUUAGGGUACUGAAGGGAUCAGCGAGAUAUCUACUAUAAGGGAGUCGGGGUUUUUUUGUUUUUGUUUUUUUUUUUGUUUUUUUUUAAAGUCCGACGAGUCACAUUUACAUAUUCCUAAAUGCAUGUCAUGCAAACGAAGCAUAGCCUUGUGAGUUUUUGUUUGAUUGUGUUUUUGUUCGCGUUGAAAUAACUACUGCGAAUGAAAUAAUACAUUUCUCUAAUUGAGACGUGCCAUAUAUCAUUAAAUGACGGUAUGCAUUAAUUAGUUCUUUUAAAACAAUAUCGUACUUAUUUGAUGCCAAUUGGUUUCAUGUUU
This is a messenger RNA of Pecten maximus, 3688 nucleotides long. RefSeq lists its product as uncharacterized. Lineage: Eukaryota; Metazoa; Mollusca; Bivalvia; Pectinida; Pectinidae. The transcript has 12 exons. The coding region runs from base 120 to 3146 and encodes 1008 amino acids. The record is from RefSeq and is a predicted model, not a curated record.